UUCUUUUUUUCCUUCGGUGGAGGCCAUGAUGGGAGCCUGAGAGUUCAGCUGGAGAGAGAGGAGACAGAAAAAGAAGAUGAUUCCCCGGGACGGAACUGUCAAACCAAUCCCCGCAGAUUUAUAGCCUUUGUAUAGUCUAUAUACAUUUAAGGUGGAGCCUGUCACUUUUUUUCAGAUGUGUUCUUGGCAAUCAGUCGAUGACAAUGUUGAAUCGUUAGGAGCCUUUUGGAUCGAAAAAGGAGGUAGCAUUAGCUAUUGUUGCUAGCUAGCUGCUAGCUAGCUGGUUAGCUAGCCUGCUAGCUACGUCUAAGUGACUGGAUACGGGUUUCGGGAACCGGUGAGUUCUCCGUCCUCUCGCUGUCCAUCGCGGCGGCUGCGAUUGGGCCAUCGACUUGGACCGUGUCUGGCAUGUAAAGGCCUUUCGUGAGGACAACUGCAUGUGUUUUAUACGGAGGUGUUUGCAAGACGAAUUGCAGGAUUGGGAAAGUCGGGCCUGCACAGAGGAGCGGAGCGAGGCCCGUCUUUAUGAUCCAGAGGAAACCUUUCUAAUCCUAUCGACUGCCACCGCUAGCUCUGCUGGCUAGCCCGUCUCUGCGAGGACCUGCAAAAUUCAAAGAGCAGCGAGCACAGCUACAGACUGCGACACACACGACUAGACCACAAAUAUUAGAAAAAACUGUUUUCACCAUUAAAGCCACAUAAACUCUUGUCACCUGCUACAAUGGCUGCGAUUAUAAAAGAAAUGGUCAGCCGGAACAAAAGGAGAUAUCAAGAGGAUGGGUUCGACCUGGACUUAACAUAUAUCUACCCAAACAUAAUUGCGAUGGGAUUUCCAGCAGAGAGACUCGAAGGCGUGUACAGAAACAAUAUAGAUGACGUUGUAAGGUUUCUUGACUCUAAGCAUAAAAACCAUUACAAAAUCUACAACCUCUGUGCAGAAAGACACUACGAUGCUGCCAAAUUUAACUGCAGAGUUGCACAGUACCCCUUCGAAGACCACAACCCUCCUCAGCUGGAGCUAAUUAAGCCGUUUUGUGAAGACCUGGACCAGUGGCUCAGUGAGGAUGACAAUCAUGUGGCGGCCAUCCACUGUAAGGCUGGGAAAGGCCGCACUGGAGUGAUGAUCUGCGCUUAUCUCCUCCAUCGCCGCAAAUUCCUGGAGGCCCAAGAAGCACUUGACUUUUAUGGCGAAGUCAGGACAAGGGACAAGAAGGGAGUAACGAUCCCAAGCCAACGCCGCUACGUCUACUACUACAGCUACUUACUGAACCACCAGCUUGAGUACAAGCCGGUGGCGCUGCUCUUCCACAAAAUGGUGUUCGAGACUCUCCCUAUGUUCAGCGGGGGCACCUGCAGGGACAGUACCGUUAAAAACAGGAGCGAGCCGACCCCUCAGGGCUUCAAGAAAGGGAAUUGGCAUUGGGAUCCCCAGUUUGUGGUGUACCAGCUGAAAGUGAAGAUUCACACGUCGAACCCUGCUCACACACGGCGUGAGGACAAGCACAUGUUUUUCGAAUUCCCCCAGCCGCUGCCAGUGUGCGGAGACAUUAAAGUGGAGUUCUUCCAUAAACAAAAUAAGAUGAUGAAGAAGGACAAAAUGUUUCACUUCUGGGUGAACACAUUCUUCAUCCCUGGACCAGAGGAAAGUGGGGAGAAGAUGGAGAACGGGACGGUGGCAAACGAUGUGGACAGCCUAUCAAGCCAGCAGGCAGGACCGGGCCAGGGCCAGCAGCAGAGCGCCGAGCGCAGGGACAGCAGCAGGGAAAGCGACAGGGACUACCUCAUCCUGACGCUCACUAAGAAUGACUUAGACAAGGCCAACAAAGAUAAAGCUAACCGCUACUUCUCUCCAAACUUCAAGGUGAAGUUAUACUUUACAAAAACGGUGGAGGAGCCUUCAAAUUCAGAGGCAAGCACCUCGACAUCUGUCACCCCGGACGUUAGCGACAAUGAGCCAGACCAUUACAGAUACUCUGACACCACUGACUCUGACCCGGAAAAUGAACCUUUUGAUGAAGAGCACCACACACAAAUCACGAAAGUGUGAACUCUUUUUAAAAACAGGAAAAGAAGAAAUUAUACAGCAGAAAAAAAGGAGAAAACUUGAAUAUAAACUCAAAAGAAGAACCUUUGUCCCUUCCCUCCCCCAGAUGGCAAUAGAAUAUCAUCAUGUCAAAUGCCAAUUUUAGGGAAAAAAAAGAUAAAUAUCCUGACCAAUAUAUUGUUUUUUUAUUUUUCUUUUUUUUUUCUUUGGCACGGCCAUGUACCAUGUGCGAGGUAUUGACACUGUUGCCCCAUGGGAAAAGGUGCUGUAGCUAUAAAAAUGUGUUUAUAUAUAUAUACAUACGUAUAUGUAUAUACAUAUAUACAUGCAUAUAUAAACAAACUUUUUUGUGUCAAAGACAAUGGAAAGAGUACCACAAUCAGGAGACGGGAGUUGAAGUGUGGGAGAAGUUAGAAUGAUAUACUAGGACUAUGCUGCUCCUUCUCCUGUCUAAACCAAGGCCAGUGCUGCAGUCACUUUGUUUCACUCCCUCUUCUCCUCCUCCCCCUUCUCCUCUCAUCUUUUACUCUCCCUCCCCUCCACCCCCCAUCCUUCCUAUCCUCCUUUACUGUGAAUGCUUCUUGUGCUCUUUGCAGGCUGUCUCACGUGACUUUUGGCCUUUGUGCAGUGCAAACUGCAUGCGGGCAGUGGGUUGGGGGUGGGCGGGGUUAUGAAGAGGCUGUGAUGAUGUCUAAAGCAUUGCCAUUCCUGUUCCCACUGUGUAUACGUUAAAUUAUGCAGAACAAGGCAUCCCAUGUAAUUGUUAAUGUUUUUUUUAUCCUAAGAUAAUAAAAAUAUAAUACACAAAACAGCAGGGAGACAAGUGUUUGCAAUAAUGUCAACACUACAUUUAAAGGACAAUGGUGAUUUGCAUGUAUUGGAAUUGGCGUCCAUCCCUAAUAAAUGUAUGCAAUGUUGUCUUUUCUUAAAGAAA
Messenger RNA from Sphaeramia orbicularis (orbiculate cardinalfish), 2978 nucleotides. Its product is annotated as phosphatidylinositol 3,4,5-trisphosphate 3-phosphatase and dual-specificity protein phosphatase PTEN. The transcript has 10 exons. Gene Ontology annotation, molecular function: phosphatidylinositol-3,4,5-trisphosphate 3-phosphatase activity; phosphatidylinositol-3,4-bisphosphate 3-phosphatase activity; inositol-1,3,4,5-tetrakisphosphate 3-phosphatase activity. Lineage: Eukaryota; Metazoa; Chordata; Actinopteri; Kurtiformes; Apogonidae. Gene Ontology annotation, cellular component: cytosol; nucleus; plasma membrane. The record is from RefSeq and is a predicted model, not a curated record. The coding region runs from base 722 to 2047 and encodes 441 amino acids. Gene Ontology annotation, biological process: regulation of phosphatidylinositol 3-kinase/protein kinase B signal transduction; phosphatidylinositol 3-kinase/protein kinase B signal transduction; cell motility.